Molecule: messenger RNA, 5000 nt
Organism: Siniperca chuatsi (mandarin fish)
Lineage: Eukaryota; Metazoa; Chordata; Actinopteri; Centrarchiformes; Sinipercidae
Gene: fbxo8
Product: F-box protein 8
Exons: 8
Coding region: 278-1243 (321 amino acids)
Biological process (GO): regulation of ARF protein signal transduction
Molecular function (GO): protein binding; guanyl-nucleotide exchange factor activity
Source: RefSeq, a predicted model, not a curated record
UCAAAAUUUUCUUUCUGUUAAUCUGUUUCUGUGAUGACAGGGGAGAGGAAAGGGGGAGGGGCAGAAGUGACAGGAGGAGGGUGAAAAAAAGAUGAUAAUUGUGUUAGUAAUAGUCUACAGUAUGAAAGGUUCCUCCUGAACCAAAGGAUCAACGGCCCUAUUUUUAUUUGAUUUUGGCUUGGUGAAAUGACAACUGGAUACGUUUAACAGCAGGGAAACCACAUUUCCAGCUGUCCUUGUGUGCAGGUCAGGUUGUCAGAGGAAUCACUAAACUCAGAUGGGUCAGGCACUGUGGAGGCUGCCUCCCAGACAACAGCAGCAGCUUCAGGAAGAGCUUGCCGACCGACUGGCUGACCAAGGAGGAGGAGGAAGACCUGAACAAGGGAGAGAUGGAGGUCCCCAGAGAAGAGCUCCUCAGCACUGUUAUGGCCCCGACAUCUACCAUCUGCUGAGAACACGGAUGGGAGGUAAAGAACAUCAUGGUUUUAUUGAUUUGGAGAUGUUGCCACCUGAAUUAGGCAUCACUAUACUGUCUUAUCUGAAUGCUACUGAUCUGUGCCUGGCCGGCUGUGUGUGGCAGGACCUGGGAAAUGACGAAUAUCUAUGGCAGGGGCUGUGUAAGUCCACAUGGGGACACUGCUCCAUCUACAACAGAAGACUACCUGCUGGUUUCUCAUAUAGAAGACUAUACCUACAACUAGAUGAAGGCAGCCUGACAUUCAAUGCUAACCCACAGGAGGGUAUCAGUUAUUUCAUGUCUAAAGGUAUACUAGUGGAUCAUCCGACCGAGCUGGCUAAGUUCAUCUUCUACACCAGACGGCUCAACUGGAAGAUGCUGAGGAUUUACCUGGAUGAGAGGCGGGAUGUCCUGGAUGAGUUGGUGACCCUCCAUAACUUCAGUAACCAGUUCCUCCCCAAUGCUCUGCGGGAUUUCUUCAGACACAUCCACGCACCAGAGGAGAGAGGAGAGUAUCUGGAGACCCUCAUUACCAAGUUCAGCCACAGGUUUUGUACCUGUAACCCUGGUCUUGUCCGAGAGCUGGGCCUCAGUCCUGAUGCUGUGUAUGUGCUGUGCUACAGUCUGAUCCUGCUGUCCAUCGACCUGACCAGCCCCCACGUCAAAAACAAAAUGUCCAAGAGGGAGUUUAUCAGGAACACUCGCCGAGCAGCACAUAAUGUUUCGGAUGACUUCGUAGGCCACCUCUAUGACAACAUAUACUUGAUUGGCCACGUGGCUGCGUAGCUCCACCUACCUGCUGUCCAGUAGAAAUCCUCAUACUGCACUGAAGAAUAGGAAUUGGUGAUUGGGUUCAUAUACAUGUCUGGAAAGUAUGGAACAUUGUGGAAAUGGAUUUAAACAAUGUUCAUGUCCUUCAAGAAAUAUAACAACAAAUAAAUCGUACUAGAAAGAUUAGCAAAACAAAUAAAAUUCACCACUGCACUGGAAGAGAGAGACUGUGCUACCAAAUAUUAGUAAUGUUAUUCGAUUUUAGAUCAAAGGUGUGAAACAUCUGAAAUGUCUUUAAAACCAAGUCACUGCAAAGAAGGAGGUUUUAAAGUUGAACCAUGAAGAAGAGCUCUGAUACUGCACUGACGGAUGGAAACUACAGAUUGGUUAAGGGACAAGGAAGAGGAGGAGCACUGCCCUCAGCCUGUUACAGAUGCCAGGACAGUCAUGCUGACUCCCUAUUGGAUAGGAGCUGCUUCACGUUCACCAGCACUGGUCCAGUCUUGUAGGAAGUGACACAGGGGACAUUAAUACAAGGCUAGCACAAGAUCACUCACUAAUAUCACUAGUAGCAUUUGCCAGUGGUAUUAAUGACAAAGGUACAUUGGAGCUAUUCUGCAGAUCAGCUGAUCUUGAUACACUGUCCAGUGGUAACAACCAGAAUGUCUAAGAUUCAACUAAACCUGGUUUUCUGUGGCUCAUACUACAGCUUAUAAAUGUUUUGAUUUUAUGAGUAAGACGAACAAGACAACAACACAUUGGGCCUCAUGCAAGAAAAUGUUUGUAUUAUUAUCCUAAAUCUCUUACUUUUUUCUGUGAGGUGUACUUGUAUGAGAAGUCAGUCACCAAACAAUAUUAACUGCACAAACGUAACGUAAAUCGCUUGUUUCAUCCUGAUGAAUGUCAACUGUUCAUGAGGAGGUGUGCGCUUUUGAGAUUUGAUCAUUAGCAUAAUCAGUGCCCUUAAAUCGCCAUGUAAGGCUACCUGUUCCACAAGAGUAAAAAGAAGAAUGUCAUACCAUGCAGCUUCAAGUCCUGCUGUCAGAAAUCAACAGACAAAAACACAACAAAUUUAGCAGCAGUAGUAUUAGUGGACCCAAAAAAGUUUAAAAUAGACAUGUCAUCAAAACAGUGCUGUACUGUAACAGAAAUAAAGAGGAAAUAGUUUGACAUGAAGUUAGACGCUUAGUCUACAGCAGAGUGGUCCAUAACUAAUAUGAGAGGGGACGUGACAGUCAGGACAUAUUAGAUGAGAGAAUAUUAUAGCCUACAGUAGGUGAUGUUAAACUCUCAGGUGCAACAGAGAAUGAUACUGGACAGUGAUCAGCAUAAAAAAUAUAAGGCAGCUGUUGGAGUGAGAGAAUUUUGAAAUGUUCCUGUGCCGAAAUAAGCCAAUAAAAAGUAUAAAAUCUAAAAUACCUCUCAGUAAAUUGGCAAGCCAUGGUGAUGGCUGAAUAUUAAUAAAUUGAACUGAAUAUUAAUUUUGCAUUACAUUCUGUUUUAGUUCAUUUCUGUUUCAUAUUUAAACUCCAAAUUCAUUCAGAUUAUGGCAUUAUAAUUCUGAAAGUGAAAGUGUUUUCCCCCAGUGGAGAAAGUCAGACUAUCCGUACGUGACUCAUACGACAGGUCUGGACCACCUGGGAAUUUUGUUUGUACCUAAGAGAAAAUUCUAAGGACUGGUGAAGCCACAAAUGUGAAAUUAUUUAACAUGCAUGUAAAUCCUUAAAAUUGCAUAAAUUCAAAUGAAGUGUUUCAUAAUAAAUUUGAUGGUCACACAGGUAAAAGCAAAGUGAAAUACACAUUUAGUAUUUCCAGUGUUGUAGGAACCAACUAGCUACAUUUUGUGAGAGCUUUAGUCCAGAUUAUGUUUGAAAUUGAAUGUUUUAAAACUGUUUCUUGUACAUGACAUUAGAGAAAUGUAUAAUCACACUGCUUUGAAGGUGCUUUUUGUGCAGGAGAUCACAGCUCCUGUGAGAGCACAGCAGCUUCUAUGUUAUGCUGCUUUAUAAAGAAAAUGGUAGAAGUCAGGGUUUGGUGAUGGACCUGACUCUAAUUCUGGCAUCCUUAUCAAGGAAAUGGCUGAAGUCAAGUAGAGAAAGAUAAUGUUAAGAGAAAAAAUUAAGGAUUUUCAUCAAGUCAUUCUGCAAUCUUAGCUCUUGAGUUGUCAUGGAAGGACAAAACCACCGGCUGAAGUUAGUGCAUGACAGUGACAAAAAUAAUACUGCUAUAAUUUCAUAUUUUUGCACAAUGCACAUGUAUUUAUCCCCAAUUGCCACAGGUUUAGCUUUAGUUCCUGAAGUCAUAGGCUUCCAUUGUUUUCAAAACCUCCUGAAAAACAGCCCACCACGACCUAGCCAUUGCUGCCAUGACAUAAUAGCAUAAUACAUCUAAUCCGUCUCAUAAAUUAGACAUGUAGUUUUAUAAUGACUUUAUAAAACCACAAUCAUUGCAGCUACGAUCCUGUCAAAAGUAAUUCUUCCAGAAGUGAAUGAGAAGAAAUUAUUGUGCAUCUCAAAAUAUGACACCCACAGUGUCAUUUAGCCUUCCUAAGAGUGCAGUCAUCGGGAAAAAAAAGAGAAAAUAUUAUUAUUUAACAGUAUAAUUGGUAGUGUGGCAAAGUAAUUGGUAAAAUAUAUGUGCAAUUUAUAUGGUUAAUUAAAAUUAUGGAUUAUAUUUGUCAGUGAAGGAAUAUGUGUCUGAGCUGUUAUUGGUGGAUUUUUGAAAUAGUGGAAGCCUAUUAUUAUCUGGAAGUCAACACUUACAGUAGAGAACAUACACAUAUGAAACUGAUGCCUUUUUAGGCAUUACAGUGGUAUAAGUGUGUAAAAGCCAAUCUGGCGAAAUGAAAGUGCACACACAACUUAAAUCAGAACAUAUUGAUGACUUCAAAUAUUCAAAUACAUGAAAUAUUUCCAGCUAUUGCUUUUUAAAAGUAAAUCAGUCUAAUGAUGCCCGUCAGACCUGAAUGCAGGAUGAAAGGCACUCUGUGCUAGUAGCUUCUACCACUGAGUCCCAGCUGCUAGCAUGUAGCUGCAGCUAAGUGUCACUGGUGGUCAUUGAAUGGAACCAUAGGAAAAGACAGGAUGUCACAGUGAAGCAGUUUCAUAUUUAAACCUUUUUUAUUAAUUAAAGGGGUUUAUAUUAUAACCUAGGUAGCUAGUUGCAAUACCAGUCAACAUUUAUUUAUUUUGUGAUUUGUUUUGUAUCCAUGUAUAUUAUGUUAAAAGAUCCUCUUCAUUAGAGGCUGAACUCAGAAUUAAUUUUAAUUCAUUAAUGUUAUUGAAGAUUCAUUAUUGCUGAUGAUGCACACUGAUUUAGAAUUUUAACUUCAUUGUUUUCUUUAAAUUCUGAAGGGAAUCCACUUCCUGUAAUGUGUUUUUUGUCUUUAUGGUUACUAGAAUACUUUAUGACUGACAAAAUGUACUCAGAAAUUGUUCCAAAUUGACUUGUUAAAUCUGGGCUUGAUUUUACUGACAUGUUUCAACCACCUGCAGUUAUACAGCUUGAGAUAUGAAAAGGCAGAAAUAGAGAUUCACUUCUUUGACAGAAAUCAUGCAUCACUCAUUUUAUUUGAUCUGUUAUAUUGAACAUUUAGUUCAAUGAUAGAUUUGGUUCUCCUUCCCCAGAUGAAGGUGAUGCAGAGAUGUGUUUCCUUUCUCUCCAGCAAUGGGACUGAGCUCACAGUAAAGCUUGAGAAAUUAAAAAAUGGAUUGGAAACAUUUAAAGAUGAUCAGCUCUCUACAGUUUAAAUUAAUAAAUGUCUCAAAACUGA